Messenger RNA from Paramuricea clavata, 758 nucleotides. The record is from the annotation of a GenBank genome assembly. Lineage: Eukaryota; Metazoa; Cnidaria; Anthozoa; Malacalcyonacea; Plexauridae.
AUGUCAGAACCACUUCAUCUUAAUCCAAGGGAAGAAAGAUCUACUGUUUCCAAUGUCAGAACAGAUCAUGGUUGUGCAACAAGUAUGUUAAGUAAAAUUGGUGCGGAAUUGGUGUGAGCAAGAAUGAGUUGAAUUCAUUCCAGUCAAAGCAAUUAGAGAAACUGAUACUGUCAUACUCUGACAUCUUCUCUAAGAACAGACAGAGAGAUUUAGGAAAAUGCAAGCUCGGAGUGAAACAUCACAUCCAUCUAAAGCAAGAGGCUGUCCCCAUCAAACAGCUUUUAAGACGAAUCCCAAUUGGAUAUCGAGAGGAAGUAAUAAAUGAUCUGAAAACGAUGCUUAAUGAUGGUGUCAUUGAGAAAUCGUCAUCUGAAUGGUCAAAUCCAUUAGUCCUUGUGCCAAAACCUUCCGGAGACCUAAGAAUUUGUGUGGAUUAUAGAAAACUAAAUGAAGUCACAGAUGUAACCAGUUACCCCUUGCUUAACAUUACUGAGACACUGGACCGUUUAGCAGGGGCUUCAUUUUUCACCUCUGUAGAUAUGACCUCAGGAUACUAUCAAGUGGAGAUUGCAGAUGAGGACAAAGAGGACAGCUUUCACAUCACUAUAUGGACAAUACCAGUAUUGCAGAAUAUCGUUUGGACUUGCAGGUGCACCAGGGACCUUUCAAUCAGCGAUAGAAGAUAUGGUACAGCUAUUAGACACCGAGGACAUAAUGGCAUAUUUGGACGAUGUGAUUUGUUUUCAUCCUACCUUUGA